AGGAUAUGCAACAACAACAACGGCAAACAGCAAAGAAAAGCCAACAGCAACAACAACAAUAAAGCUAUAACAAUAAAGGCGAGGGCAGCAGAGCAAACAAAUCCCUUAAAAUCAGCGCUACACCCACAGCGGCACAGCACACAUACACCUACAUAUAUACAUUGCACGCAACACCCACAAAGCGUGUGAACCAAAUACUCCAAAAUAAGAAGAAGAAAAUAUUUGUAAAGCACGAAACUCGAAAUAAGCGUCCACAGCGGAAAAGGAAAUAAGUUGCGGAGCAAACAAACAUACAAAGCUUAUACGUACAUAUGUAUGCAUGUAUGUAUGGGCAUGUAAUAAUAGCGAAAUAUGUAAAUAAAAAAUCGUUGCGAAAAAGUCGCCAAAGAGUGUAGCCUGAAAACAUUUCCCGCUGACAUUAACACAAAUGCUUGACAAUUUGUUUUACCAAUUUCCAGCCACACCAAGCGACUAUAUUGACUAGCCAUAUAAGGCAGCAACAACAAGCACGGUGUGUGUGCGGGUGUGCACGAGUUGAAGCUAGCAUCCUGUGCCGCACGAAAAAGUGCUUUUAUACGCAAAAGCAGCGCAGCGGCGUCAACGUCAGCGCCAAACAUCCGGUGGGCGCGUUCAGGCCACAAACGCGGCUGUGAUUGUAUGCUUGCACCACUAGGCAGCAUCCAACGUGCGCGUAUCCUUGCCGCUUGGGACACAUUUAAAUGUGUGUGCGAUAGCUCGUGAAUGUCCUGUGGCUAGUUGAUUUUAUUUUUUGCGUACAUUUCGUCCAACCACUGUUGCCACAGACAAUUGUCGUUGCUGUUAUUAACAGUGAAACGAUCAAAAGAGUGCCCUAUAGCUAGCUUAUAGCUUUGCUAACAGUGUGUGCAAAAUAAAAGCUGCUUUAAGGGGUAAUAACAAAGUGAGACUACUACAAAAACAACACAAGUGUGUGUGAAAAGUGUUAAGAAAUGGCCGCCUACACGCAGUUUGGUUAUAAUUACCCGUCGGCAAAUCAGUUACUCAACGGUGUUGCACAGUCAGCAGCCGCCGCCGCUAACAUUUCCAACGGCAUGUCGGCAAACAACAUCGGCAUGGUUAGCGGCAGCGCACCGUCACCGCUCUCUGGCGGCAAUGAUGCAUCACUCAGUCCAUCUGGCGGCUCGUCGGCCACCACAACUGGCGGUGUCACAACCACUGGACCGCUUAGUCCAGGUGCAAUUUCGCAAACAUCAAAUAAUACAAACAACAAUAACAACAGCGGCGCUAGCACCUCCGGUCUCAGUAUACUGCAUAGCAGCACCGCCAAUGCAAUCGGCUUGAGUUUGAGCCUAAAUGCAGAUGUCAGCGGUAGCGAGGGUGAUGUCGGCAUAGGCAUUGAUGGUGUAGGCGCCGCCGCCGCCAAUGCUGCCACUAUCAAUGACGGCACUACGCCCUGCUGUGAGAAUGGCCGCCCCAUUAUUACAGAUCCCGUCUCCGGGCAGACGGUCUGCUCGUGCCAAUACGAUUCGGCGCGCUUGGCGCUCUCCGGCUAUACGCGCAUGCCCGGCGCUGGUGCCACAGCCGGCGUUGGUGUUGGUGUUUAUGGCACGCCCUAUCCAUCAAGCGAGCAAAAUCCCUAUCCCAGCAUUGGCGUGGAUAGUUCGGCGUUCUAUUCGCCGCUGAGUAACCCCUAUGCACUUAAAGAAGGCAACGCUGGCUCUGACAUGUCUGCUUGGACCUCAGCUAGCCUGCAGCCAACCACUGGUUAUUAUUCAUAUGAUCCCAUUGCCGCUUAUGGUUACGGUUCCAGUUACGACUUGGCCGCACGCCGCAAGAACGCCACACGUGAGUCCACAGCCACACUGAAGGCUUGGCUUAGUGAGCACAAGAAGAAUCCCUACCCCACCAAAGGUGAGAAGAUAAUGUUGGCCAUCAUUACGAAAAUGACGCUGACACAGGUCUCUACAUGGUUCGCGAAUGCGCGUCGACGUUUGAAGAAGGAGAAUAAAAUGACUUGGGAACCAAAGAAUAAGACCGACGACGAUGAUGAAGCAAUGUUGUCGGACGAUGAGAAGGAAAAAGAUGCUGCCGAUGAGGUUGAUAAGCUGAGCAGCGGCGGUGUAGGCGCAGGCGACGUCGUUGGGGGCGUUUACGGUGGUGCAGCUUUGAGUGGCAGUGACUUGCGAAAAGAUGACCCCGUGGUGAAAUCUGAGUUAUUGGGGAAGGAAUACAAAAUGGAUGGCUGCACAAUGGAUGAACCGAAAUUCGGCGAUAUAUCCUCCUUACGCAACAUGAGUGGCAUCUACAGUUCACCAUAUGGGCAACACCCCAGCUAUCAUCCCUACCAACAACAACAAGCAACUGCUUACUACCAACAACAGCAACAACAGCAGCAUGCAGUUAGUAUGACAUAUGGCACAACAAGUCAAAUCAACGCAGCGAAUGAGUAUAAUGUGUCAAAAAACCUGCUGCGUGCGGCGGACUGUGGUAUACCGCUCCCAGCGAGCAAACCCAAGAUCUGGAGUUUGGCAGACACGGUCGCUUGCAAGACACCGCCACUUCCGCCGCCGCCGACGCUGGCCGCACUGCCACCACCUACACAAAUGAACACAUAUCAGCAGCAGCUACAGCAACAACAACAGCAGCAGCAAUCGUUGCUGCCGAGCCGGUCGCAAUACUACCAACAAAUGCCGACGCACUUACAACAGCUCAGUCAACUCAAUCCACACAGCAGCAGCAACACACAACCAGCGCACAACAACAACAGCAGCAGCAGCAACAAUUCGACAUCGCUGAGUAUGAUGAACGGCUACGUCGGCGCAUUGCCUUAUUCGCGCAUACCUACGGCGUACGCAGCAACUGGCAGCAGCAACAACAACAACAACAGCAGCGGUCAAUUUCUCAAUUUGAGCUCCAGCAGCAACAGCAGCAACAAUGGCAGCGGCAGCAGCAACCACCACAACGGCAGUAUUGGCAGUGGCAGCAGCAACAGUAGCGCUUCGACGCCACCUGCCAUGACGCAGGGGCCACCACUGUUAACAGCGCAACAAUAUCACCAGCUGCAACAGCAACAACAGCAGCAACAGCGCUUGGGUUUCAACGAAAUACAGCCGGAUACGCCGCCACAAACACCACCCAACAUGAAGUUGGUGAGCGGCGGCAGUGGCAUUGCCUUGAAUCAGCUGGCGCGCAGCGGCUUAAUGGGGACGCCCACUAGCGCCGCGACUGGCAUGUGCUACAACGGUGGUAAUGGUAUCGCUGUGUCGCAAGGGAUGUACGGCGCGGCAAUGGGUGCCAGUGUGGGUAUCAAUUACGCGUUGGCAGCGGCACGUGCUGAGGGCUGAGUGGGGAGAGUUGGAGGUCAUGAGUCAAUCAGUCGCUGAAAAAAAUUUAAAAAAAAAAAAUUAAGCUUACGCAACUCGUGUCAUCCAUGGGACAUGUGGGACAUGCGCAACAACAAAAGCAGGCAAUAAAUUGUAAAAAUAUAAUUGUAUUGAAAUUUUUGUAGCAAAGCGCGGCGCUUACGGACGGCGGACAGCGGAAGUAAGUCACACUAGUUUCUUCAUUACUUUUCCUUGUACAUCUGCGUCGUAUUUACAUACAUGUGUAUAUACACCACAAAUCCGCUAUUCGCAGCAGUGCCUGCCGUCACAAUUUAAACGCGCUAAUUAUUUUGCAAUAAAAACGUAAUUUGAGUAAGCGGCAAUAAAAAGUGUUUAUUGCAAUUCGCCUGCCGGCUGCGUAAUUCAACACGCGCGCAGCUAACCAAAAAAAAAAAAAAAAGGG
Messenger RNA from Bactrocera latifrons, 3765 nucleotides. Its product is annotated as homeobox protein caupolican. The transcript has 5 exons. The record is from RefSeq and is a predicted model, not a curated record. Gene Ontology annotation, biological process: neuron differentiation; cell development; regulation of transcription by RNA polymerase II. Gene Ontology annotation, cellular component: nucleus. Lineage: Eukaryota; Metazoa; Arthropoda; Insecta; Diptera; Tephritidae. The coding region runs from base 969 to 3323 and encodes 784 amino acids. Gene Ontology annotation, molecular function: RNA polymerase II cis-regulatory region sequence-specific DNA binding; DNA-binding transcription factor activity, RNA polymerase II-specific.